This is a messenger RNA of Ostrinia nubilalis (European corn borer), 1633 nucleotides long. It is a transcript of the gene Pex2, whose product is annotated as peroxisome biogenesis factor 2. Gene Ontology annotation, cellular component: peroxisomal membrane. The transcript has 5 exons. Gene Ontology annotation, molecular function: zinc ion binding. Bases 614 to 1456 code for a protein of 280 amino acids. Lineage: Eukaryota; Metazoa; Arthropoda; Insecta; Lepidoptera; Crambidae. The record is from RefSeq and is a predicted model, not a curated record. Gene Ontology annotation, biological process: protein import into peroxisome matrix.
UGAUGAUUAAUAGUACCAAUCUUAAUAUUAUGUUAUCUGUAUAAAUCUGUAGAGCGGAAGGUUUGUGAUUCCUAAACGUAACACCCGACUGAUGCGCAGAAAAAGAUAACUGUCAAUCAGUUGUGUCAUGUCAAGUGUGAGCAGGCGGCUGCGAGGUUAUCUUUGAAAAGCGUGUUGAGUUUGGUGGAACGUUAAAUUGUAGGAAAAGUGAUUGUCAACCAUCCAAGAUAUUAUCUCCUUGCCCGUUAACCCACGCCUAUGGAGAUUCCACCCCUAGAGUUCCUUCUGAUAGAGACCCAGUGCCUUUAAAUUAAUAUCAAAAGCUCACACUAGCUUUUUUUAUCUUAUCCAUGACCACAGUUGUCCAUAACUUGUUUUGGCUCGACAUCGUCCAAAGCUGUAAAAAGCAUAAACCAAAAAAAAAGUGAACUUAUUGUCAAAUUGACAGUUUGUCAAUUGAGAUUGACGGUCAGCUGCUGAAUGUUUACAAGUAUAAUUUCGUUGAUUUUGAUUUGAUUUAUAUGUACUUUCAUUUAAAUUGCUGACCAAUAAUUAUGUUAAUAGUCUAAACGUAAUAGUUGGUCUGAAUGUAAAAGCGUUUUGGUGUACCAAAAUGACUCUAAACUACGUCCCUCGUGUCACACAGCUAGAUGCUGGUCAAUUAGACAAACAAGUAGAAGAAUUGUUGAGGCAGUCAUUAUUUCAAGCUGUUAAGUAUUUUGAGCCUGGUAUUCUUCAACCAGUACUACCAGAGAUAGAUCUUCUAAUACGAACAUGGAUUUUCAAAUAUUCAGUGUACAACACAAAAUCAACUUAUGGUCAGAAAAUGUUGUCUCUUGAAUAUAAGAAGGAUAACUUUUCCCAAAACAAACUUUAUUGGUAUUACGGGUAUACAGUGGGUCUAAGAUAUCUGAAAGAUAGAUGUUUGUACAGUUUGACCUCAAAUACUGGUGUGCAAAAUAUGCUUCACAAGCUAGAAACAUUCCAAUUGAUAGGUGAUAUUAUCAACUUUUUGAGGUUCAUCCAAAGUGGGAAGAACCCUUUACUGAUAGACUUUAUACUGGGACUGGAGUUGACAGCUGAUAAAUUGACUAGAGAGGAUCUUACUGAUUUUUCUUGGACCCGAGAACUGCUAUGGCAUAAUUUUAUUGAACUAAUAGGGACUGCCAUAUCAUUGAUGAAUAUAUUUGGUUUGAAAAAGAAGCUUUCUUAUGUGUUAAAGUAUGCAUGGUGGAGGAACCACAAGAGUGCCGCAGGCUCUUUAAAGCCGGCAGUAAUGACGUUAAACUCUACAUGCCCCUGCUGCAUGAGUAAACCAGUGCUGCCACACACAAUGGGCUGUUCACACAUUUUCUGUUACUAUUGUUUGACGGCCAACAAAACUGCUGACCAAGACUUUACCUGCCCAGAAUGUUAUUAUAAUGGAAAAGAAAUAAACAGACUAGUUAUGGAUUAGUAAAGUAAAUAAUGCCAAAUGAAACACUUUUAAGUUGGGUUAACAGGGUGCUGUGAUAUAUUAAUUAAGUUUACCAGUUGGAAGUGGAAUUUAAUUUUACAGAUUUCAUAAUUUAAUUUGUUAUACUUAAUUUAUGGUUGUUAAUCUUUAUACUAUAAAUAGAUUUUGUGAAGGGAA